This is a messenger RNA of Rhipicephalus sanguineus (brown dog tick), 829 nucleotides long. RefSeq lists its product as uncharacterized. The record is from RefSeq and is a predicted model, not a curated record. The transcript is spliced from 2 exons. NCBI's taxonomy places the organism in Eukaryota, Metazoa, Arthropoda, Arachnida, Ixodida, Ixodidae. The coding region runs from base 13 to 669 and encodes 218 amino acids.
CGGUGACGUGUCAUGUUCGUCGCGGGCUUCAGUUUCCGUCGGGACCCCUGGCAGAGUUUGCGAGCGUUGUCGCGUUCUCGAACAAGUCGUCUACGUCACGGCAAGCUCGACCCUCACAAACUACGAAGUCGGCGCGUCGAGUCGGACGCGGACGGCGUCGCUGUCGGAGGCCGCAAGUUUUGGUCGCGGAAGUCGCUCGCAGGGGACCGGCAGCCCCUGUGGCUGCGGUUCCACUUCCGGGAUUUACGCUGCACGGGGCGUCCGCACUCGCGGGCGACGCCGGUGGCCGUGUCCCCAACCCGCCUUCGAGACUCUCGCCAGUCUAAAUCGGUGGAGCACGGGCAUGAGCAGCUUGUACUCGCAACGGGGCCGAAGCACACGGAGCAGCCGACGACCAAGGCGGGGUCAGCUACUUGGACAGGCUGCACCAGGACAACGCGCAAGUCCCCAGUGAAGCGAGUCCUGCUGCUUCGGCGUGCUUUGAGGGCCGGACGCCAGGGACGCCGACGAGGCCAUCACCACGGCGUCGUUCGCGCUAAGCGUUCCGGUAUGAUCAAACGCCGAGGACGAUCCGGCACGCUAAGGUUGGCCUCGAGAUGGAAUCGUGCAGAAGCAGCCAUGGUAACCGAGCUUGGGGCCUGGUCGCAGAAGUACUUCAUGCGUUAUUGAAGUACUUUGUGGUAUAUGCAGAGGCCUGCAGCUAGCGCACCCCGUUCAGCUAGGGUCAAGCUCUGGCCCAGAAAGGAGCGAGAACGGCACUGUGUUCCUCGCGUGUAGAUUGCUGAUGUCGCGCAACCGCGCACAUUGUUGUUAUUAAAUUUUUCUAUGU